This is a messenger RNA of Panicum virgatum (switchgrass), 1188 nucleotides long. RefSeq lists its product as uncharacterized. Gene Ontology annotation, biological process: transcription initiation at RNA polymerase III promoter. Bases 482 to 976 code for a protein of 164 amino acids. NCBI's taxonomy places the organism in Eukaryota, Viridiplantae, Streptophyta, Magnoliopsida, Poales, Poaceae. Gene Ontology annotation, molecular function: nucleotide binding. Gene Ontology annotation, cellular component: RNA polymerase III complex. The transcript has 5 exons. The record is from RefSeq and is a predicted model, not a curated record.
GGCAGCCGGGCAGGCUGACUGCCACACCGAAAGCCGGCCCGGCCGGCGCUCGCCCGCCCCCAAUCCUCCCGAUUCCGAGCCGCCCACUCGCCCAGGAACCCUAGGCCGCCCCGGCCACCGGCAGCUGAGUCCUUGCCGCAGACGGGGGCCGGGCGGACGGCGGCGGCCAAGCUCCAGCCGCGCCCCUGACCGCGGCUCGGGCGGGCGGCUGGCGGCACAGCGCACCGCGGGCCCGCGGCUCGGGCGUCGGCGCCACCUGCACCGCUGCACGGCGCUCAGCGCGGCGGUGCCCCGCGCCUGGUCGCUAGGGCCGCGCACGGUGCACGGCCCAGGGCGGCGGGCGGGCGGCCCACUGCAGGUGUGCAGCAGGCAGGUCGGGGGCACAAGUUAGGCCAUCCUUAGCGAGUAAGGUGAACCCAGCCGUGGUGCAGGCACAAUCAGUUGCCAAGGAGUUUCUGUUGGCCCCUGGACCGCAGCAGCAAUGAAGAUACUCAAAGCAAAUGCAGGGUCACUUACAAACUUUGAAGUUCUUGACUUCUUACGAUCAAGAGGAGCCAAAGUUGACCCUAUGGGAUGCUUGGGGGUUGUUGCUGCAUCAGAGUGUAAGGUGUAUGAGUAUCUCUUAAAAACCCCUGCUUGCAACCAAACAAGGGAAUCAAUCUAUGAAUUUGUGAAGAGAAGUGAGGAUUUCAGGCUUGCAGAUGCUGAUAAGCUAAAUGUCAUGAAUUGGAGACCAUCCUCAGCUGCAGAUGCAUAUGCGAUGAUAGAGGAAUGCGGGAGGCGAUUUAACAGGAACGAGCGAGGAGAAACAUGUGAUGAAGAUGAACGGGUCCAGGAAUUUUUGGAUAUGGUGAAGGAGGUUUUGCCACCACCCCCUCCAAAGGCCGAGGCCGAGGCCGAGGCCGAGGCCGAGGCUGAUGCGGAUGCGGAUGCGGAGGCUGGGGCGGAGGCUGAAGCUGAGGCAAUGCAGGAGUGAUUGUGGCGUAGAUUACUGUGUUGGAGAGUCCAAUUGCAUGAAAUCCUGGUGCUAAAUUCUGCAUGGAGCUCAUAUGCAUAUACAUGUUCUUUACAAAUAUUAUAGGCUGCUACUGUAUUCGGACUUACCUUUGACUUGUCACUCUUCUCAAUCGUACUAUCAUCUGACUAACUUCUAAUGAAGCCUUGUUCGGUGAAACAUGAUUCAGAACA